This is a messenger RNA of Macadamia integrifolia, 2084 nucleotides long. Its product is annotated as peroxidase 55. Gene Ontology annotation, biological process: hydrogen peroxide catabolic process; response to oxidative stress. The record is from RefSeq and is a predicted model, not a curated record. The transcript has 4 exons. Bases 176 to 1177 code for a protein of 333 amino acids. NCBI's taxonomy places the organism in Eukaryota, Viridiplantae, Streptophyta, Magnoliopsida, Proteales, Proteaceae. Gene Ontology annotation, molecular function: heme binding; peroxidase activity.
UGGCCGUACAUGACUGAGAGGCCUCCCUUACAAGACAAGGAUAGAUCCCAAACCACAGCUUAAAGAAAUACAGUACAAAGUGAUGAAGGUUGGACCAAAUGCUAGAUAACCAAAUAGGAUCAAGAGGCUUAGAAUGGUUACGUGAAACUGUGAAAGCAGGUCGAGAGAGCUGAAAAUGGAGAGGGCGAAGGUAGGGAAAAGAGGGUGGUGGUCGGCGGUGGUAAUGGUGGUGGUGAUGGUGAUGGCGAUGGGGAAGGGAGGAGAGGCACAGCUGCUGGAGAACUUCUACGCCUUCAGUUGCCCUAACGUGGAAGCGAUCGUGAGGCAGGUAGUCCUCACCAAGCUGAGUCAAACCUUCGUCACUGUUCCUGCAACUCUUCGUCUCUUCUUUCAUGAUUGCUUCGUCCAGGGCUGUGAUGCUUCCAUCUUAAUUGCCUCAAGCAAUGGUGAUGCAGAAAAGGAUGCUCCAGAUAAUCUGUCCCUUGCCGGAGACGGCUUCGACAUCGUCAUCAAAGCAAAGCAAGCUGUAGAAGCUCUGUGUCCCGGCAUAGUCUCCUGUGCUGACAUCUUAGCCAUUGCAGCCCGAGAUGUCGUCUUCCUUUCAGGUGGACCUUCAUUCAUAGUGGAACUGGGAAGGCGAGAUGGUUUGGUAUCAAAUGCAUCCUUGGUGCCCGGAAACCUUCCACAGCCCAACUUCGAUCUCAACCAGCUCAAUCAGCUCUUCAGCGAGAACAACCUCACUCAAAUUGACAUGAUUGCGCUCUCCGGCGCCCACACCGUGGGCUUCUCACACUGCGGCAAAUUCACCAACCGCCUCUACUCCUUCUCCUCUGCUUCCACCCUUGACCCUUCCUUGAAUGCAAGCUAUGCCCAGCAGCUGAUGGCUGCCUGUCCCCAGAAUGUGGAUCCCAACAUUGCCUUCGACUUGGACCUCAUCACCCCUCAGACCUUCGACAACUUUUACUACCACAAUCUGGUUGCAGGGAAGGGUCUCCUCUCCUCCGAUGAGGUGCUUUUUACCGACCCGGCAUCACAGUCUACCGUCAUCGACUUCGCUACUAACCCUUCCGACUUCAAUGCUGCCUUUAUUACCGCCAUGAUAAAGCUCGGAAGGGUCGGCGUGAAGACAGGCUUAGAAGGGGAGAUCAGGACUGUCUGCACAACCUUCAAUUCUUAAUAAAUAUAACUAGUCUUUUUGACAACAGCCAUGGAUGAGUUGAGCCAAGCUAAUUAAACCCAUUCUGCUCUUGCUUCCUGUAUUACGUGUUCUUUGUCAAUACUGUAUCAGUGUAUCACAUUUGUUCGAGUUUCCAUGAUAAAGAAUCUCUCAUAAAAUUUCUCCCUAAGUUUCCAUUUUGUGAAUGCCGUACUGCACAAGAACAGCCAAGGACCAGACUGAUCCUAUGACGACGAAGGCACUUGUAUUGUAGCAUUUGAUAGAUGAGAAUGUGACCAUUGUCAAUUUUCCCACCUUCCACCUCCCCUAAAGUCGCAUCACUCUCUGAGACUCACUACUAGACUGUGAGUGAUCAAUGUGUUUCCUCUUCUUCUAUAUGUGAUGAUGACCUUCAUCUUGGGACCAUAGUCGCAAGGGGCGGAGGGGAUUCCCAAUUCGAAUCAUCGACUCUAUAUUCGCAAGGUUCAGAGCGAGUUUUCAGGUUUGGUUUCAUAUUCCUGACAAUCCCGUCAAAGAGAAACAAGGACAAUCAAACAGAAGUGAGGCUGUGUUUGAAAUACAUUCUUGGAAUAAAUUCUAGAUCUAGAACUCAUUCAGAAACAAGAAAGUAGAAAACAUUGGAGUUUCAGAAUACAUUCUAAAGCCAAAAUCCAUUCUGAGAACGUAUACCAAACACAAAUUAAUACUUGCUAAGCUCAGCCAUCCCAUACCAACAUAGAUCUAUAAGACUUGUAACUGUUAAUGUCUUACGUUAGACCUUAACCCCAGAAUUAGAAUUACGUGUGCAUGAAUGGCAUUUGGAUAUCUGGAAAAAUAGCCCAACCCCAAAACCAUACAAACAAAGCCUCACCUUAUUCUCUACCACCAUCCACAAUCAACUCGAGCAUAACAUUAAGAAAAUUAUAUA